Molecule: messenger RNA, 1500 nt
Organism: Plasmodium yoelii
Lineage: Eukaryota; Apicomplexa; Aconoidasida; Haemosporida; Plasmodiidae
Product: tRNA-pseudouridine synthase B
Exons: 1
Coding region: 1-1500 (499 amino acids)
Biological process (GO): mRNA pseudouridine synthesis; tRNA modification
Cellular component (GO): mitochondrion
Molecular function (GO): RNA binding; pseudouridine synthase activity
Source: RefSeq, a predicted model, not a curated record
AUGCAAAAGCAGAAAUUUAAAACAUUACGAAAAUAUUUCAUACUAUUGUUCAUACUCCACAUAUUAGUCAAUAUAUGUAUGUGUAACAAUAAAAAAAAUAAAAACAUAUUUUAUCUAAACCCAAAUAAAGAUCAUAAAAAAUCGAAAAAUAACAUAAAUAAAUAUUCAAAAAAACAUAUUGACAAACAUGAUCACAUAUUGAAGUAUUAUUUCUUAUAUCCACAUUCUGAUGGCCAUUGUAAUAAUAAAGGAAAUGUUAAAUAUGAUAAUUUGUUUAAAUCAAAAGAAAUAAAAAAUGGUUGUAUUGCCGAUUGUAGAAAUAGUAAAAUAUAUUACGAAUGCCGUAUUACAAAAAUAAAGGAUAUCUCCAAAAAUAAAAAAAUUAAAAAUGUAAACCCCCAUCUUGAUUAUUUCAAAGACAAAAAUAAAAAAAUUACUGAAAAAAUAGAGGAAAAUAAUCUCAAACACAAACAAAUUUUAGAAAACUUACAAAAUAACUUAAAUACAAAUAUAGAAAAAAAAAAAAAAACAGAAAUUAUCCAAUCUAACAAAUUGGAUGUAGAUUUAAAAAGUGAAACAAAUCCUUCCAAUAAUAAUAUCUCGAAAAAUGAAGUAGAUAUAUAUAUAACAAAAUAUGAAAAUGUUUUUUUAAAUAACAACAGUAGAAUAAUGAGCUUAACGCCAAGUGGUGUACAAAAUAAUACAAAAAAAGAAGCAACAAUUGAUGAUAUAUUAUAUGGAGGGUUUUUAAAUAUUUAUAAACCUGUCAAAUUAUAUUCUAUGAAAGUAUGUGAAAAAAUUAAAAAAGUAUUAAAAAAUUAUUUUAUUAAUAUAAAUAAAAAUAACAUUAAAAUAAAAGUAGGACAUGGAGGGACAUUGGAUCCAUUUGCAGAAGGGGUUUUAAUGAUAGGAAUACAAAGAGGUACAAAGGAAUUGUCAAAUUUUUUAAAAUGUUAUAAACAAUAUUUAGCAGUUUCUGUAUUAGGAAUAGAAACCGAUACGUUGGAUAGAGAGGGAAAAAUAAUUAAAAUGAAAGACAUGAAAGGAAUACAAAAAAGAGAUGAUAGUAUAACUGAAUUGUUACAAAGUGAUAAGGAAUAUGCAGAAAAUUUCAAAAGCGAACUAUCUAAGAAUAUAAACAAAUUUAUUGGCUGGAUUGAUCAAGUACCACCUAUUUAUUCAUCCAAAAGAGUUAAAGGAUUAAGAUUAUAUGAAUAUGCACGAAAAAAUAUACCUGUUAAAAUAAAAUCGAAUAAAGUUCAUUUAAAAAAUAUAAAAUAUUUAAAAGAAUUAGAACUUCCAUUUUUUGAUUUGCAUAUACAUUGUUCAGGCGGAACAUAUAUAAGAAGCCUAAUACGAGACAUUGCACAUUCCAUAAAUCAAUAUGCUACUCUAAUUAAAUUAAUUAGGAUAAAACAAAAGGAGUAUUCUUACAAAAAUUCUUUACAUUAUGAUGACAUAAAUAUAGAAAAUAUUAAAAAAUAUUUUAUUAAGUUAUAA